CUACCCACUUUGUGAAUUCUGAGUCGUCGCCGAAAUUCAGCUGCAGAUGUUGACGACGGUAAUCUCAAAUAUCUAACUACCGUACCUACCCAGCGACUUGGCACAGAGCACGAGCGAUACACCAGUUCCGCCCCGAGUCCCCAGCGAAUGACCAUGUCAAUACACGACUAGACACGAGAACCGCUGCACCAUGACUGAAGGAACUGCCAACGACGCCCUAGACGGCUUCAACCUGAGGGAAGCAGCUGCCGCCAUCACCUCGUCGUCCACUUCGACGAGAAUCGCCCAGCUACGCGCAAUUGACGACAAGCUGACGCAAGAAUCCCUCGACCGCGCUGCGACCCUCGGCCUCCUCAAGGUCCUCUUUUGGACACAUGCCUUCUACAGCGACCGCCCCUCCCGCCAGGCCGUCCAGAAAUGCCUCGUCUCCGUCUGCAAGAUUGGCGAUGCUGAUGUGCUUGCGCCCCUCGUCAACGUGAUUCGCAGGGAAACACAGAAGCCGGGGAUUGCGCCCGGGAGCGCUUUUGUGCUGGUCGAGUGGUGCAGUCUGUUGAUGCAGGAAAUUGUCGGCACGCCUUUGUGGGACAAGCUCGCAAACGACAUCGUCCUGGCUGACGCAGACGCCAUAGAAAAAUGCCUCCAACCCACGGCGAGGAACACACUCGGGCACUCGGCCCUAGUAGUGACACGGAGGGGGUUCAGGAAGCUAGUGCAGACAGAGGGCAAGGAGAAGAUCAUCACAGCCGCAAUUCAGGCCCUUACUGCCAAAGGAGCUCAGCCAACCGCCAAAAAUGCCGUGCUUCUUGGCGUGAUCGCCGGUGUCUGCUCAAGAAAACCGGACGCGAAACCGGUCGUCGCGAACCUCAAGACUGAAUACCUCGCCUUCUACACCCGUGAAAUAGUCGGUUCUCGGACGCCCAUUCCAAAACACCUCGCUGGCGGUCUGGGAGACCUUUUCGCAGCCUUUGUAUCUCUCGAGGAUCUGGACAAGGAUGUCUUCCCUGCGCUCGAGAAGGCCCUCCUGAGAGCCCCUGAAGUGGUACUCGCUGAUAUCAUCCCCACCCUGGUCCACUCUCUCCCCGAGGAGCUCGACCUCUCCCAGGCGCUGAGCGCUAGGCUUGUAAAGCCUCUUUUAUCCAGCCUCAAAUCAUCCAAUGCCGCCAUUCGAAGUGGGGCAAUAGCAGCCUUUAAGGAGAUAGUCGCCAGUUGCCGGGAUUUCACAGCUCUCGAGAUUGUUGCUGACGAGGUUCUCGGCCCUCUAAAGUCAGGGAAGCUCCCAUCUCCCGAGCAGAGGAUUCUGCACUCUGAUCUUCUUGUUGCUCUGCCCUCGUCAACAGGAAUAGCAACAAAGAUUGCCGUAGGCCUUUCUGCCUUGGCAGGGAAGGAGGGAAACGAGGCGGCCCUAAAUGCCGAGACCCUUGCUCUCAAUUCGAGCACAAUUGCACUACUACCCACCGAAUCCGAUGUUCCAAAGGCAUUAGUUGAUGCCUACGUCAAAGGCCUGGCUGACAAGAAACCCCAAGUAAGGCGAAUCUGGGUCAUCCGAGCUGGCGAGAUUCUGUACACCUUCAGCCAGGACCGGGCAAGCCUCCCGCCGAAUGUUGUGCGAUUCGCCGAGGCUAUCAUCCCGCCCCUGCUGACCGCAUUCAACGAGGCUGUCGCCAACCCGGCCAUAUCCUCGCAGAAUGGGAUCGUUACAGCCGGUUUGGUUAUUUGCGCCGUAGGGUCUCUCCUCCAACGGCCCGAGACCUCUAGCCUCCAUGCGCUUUCCAAGAAGGCAGCAAUACAAAAGAACAGCUUGUUGCUUGAGCCAAAGCCGUCAUUCUUGCUCAACCCGCGGAUAUACAGCAAGUUCUUAGACGAAGACCUGAAAUGGCUCACUAAGGCCUUGUCUGCCAUUGCGCCUGCUGUCGUUUCCAGCAGCGCGCCCGUCAGAAUUGCCUGGGCCCAGGCGUUUAUUUUCAUUAUCUGCGCUAGCACCACCGUCCCGGCUGUGCGUCGGGAGGCCAUGGAUGCGCUUUCUGACGUUUAUGCCGAGUCGGCGUCCAACUCGGAGGGCUCUUCAUCCAUUCUAACCGACGCAAUUAUUGACGGCAUGUGGCAAUGGGUUCAGGCCACGGAGGCGGCCGACAGGGAGAGCAUUGCUGCAUUGGCCAAAUCGGGUAAUUCUAACUUGCAUUUAGUGCUUAAGUCCAUAUGCCUGUCUCGCAAAGAGUAUGCUAGUCGUGCGGGUGCCGAUGCCAACGAGUCCCAUCUUGAAUCUCAAAUGCGUUCCUUGGUUGUCCUUGCUCGGCCGGAGCUCAUCCCGCGAGCAAGCUGGAUUGACUUGUGCUUGAAGGUCGAGCUUGACCCUGGAAGCUUGGGUAAGAAAUAUGAGCAGGAGCUGGUCGACGAAAUACUGAACCGCACUGGGUUCGAUCAAAAGUCUUCUGCGGUCAAGACAGCUGCUUGCAGCGCAGCCGCCGAACUUGUUUUCGUGGCCCCUGAAACCAUGACUCCCCGUAUUGUCACCCUCAUUCAAGAAGAUCUAGAUGUUUCCGACGUUCACAAAAUUGGCCCUCUGGAAGCUGCAAUCUUCCGCACCCCAGAAGGAACGGCAUUCGUCGACGUCUUGGCUAAGAAGCAGAACGUUGUUCCAAACAAGAACACCAAAGACUACCACACAUUGAAAUGGGAGGAGGAGCUGAGAGAACAGCUGGCGCAAAAGAAGGGCACGCAAAAGAAACUCACAGCGGAAGAGACAGCCAAAGUCAACGCUCAACUCAAAAAGGAGGCCGCGAUCCGCGACAAUGUCCGCCACAUUGCGGCGAGACUACUACGCGGCUUUGGUGUCGUCAAAGGGCUUGCGACUGGGCCCCCAACGGAUACCACUCGAUGGAUGGGCCACGCGGUCAAGGCAACCUUGGAUGCUAUUGAUGCUGGAGCCUGUCUGAUCACCGGAGAGACUGGGCCGAUGGCAUAUGUAUCGUGCUCAGAACGAACUGCUCCUCGCCUCGGCUCCCUUCGGCCUUUCAUUGGCGCGGCUGCUCUGCGUGCUCACGAGGUUUCCGCACUCCCCGAGAACUUGACUCAAGAGCCGUUUGAGGAUCUCGUUACCAGGGUACUCUUCCGCCUCCGCUUUUCCGGCGAGCAGCGACCAUUCGACACGGUGUCGCUUAUUUACGCGCUCCCUCUCAUCCUCCUAGUCCUCCAAAAAGGCGGCUUUGCCGCGACUGCCGAUGAUCGCGAUGCUCAGCUGGUGCUUGCGAUUGAGUUUCUCUCCUUCCACACAGAAGUCGCCGCGGAUGAAGCCGUUCCUCGUGCAGAGGUCCUUUCGACUCUGGUGUCAUCGAUGCAGCUCUACAGCCAACACUACAAGAUUCUCAAGGACUGCCUCGCCGAUAUGGUCCGCUGCAUCGCCCCUAACAUCUCUUCUGCCGAAAUAGGCGUUCUUGCUCGGGGCACUAUCGUUCCUCAGACAGGGGUCCGAACCGCGGUGCUGCAGGCGAUAAGCGCAGAGGUUGAUAUGAGUGACUCUGAAAAUGCAGAGGAGAUUUGGCUUGCUGCUCAUGAGGAUGUCGAAGAGAACGUGGAGCUUGGUCAAGAAAUAUGGGAGGAGAGCGAGUUUAAAAUCACCAAAGAGCUCCCAUUCAAGAUGUUACCAUACCUAGAGAGCAAAGAUGGGCAACUUCGCCGGGCCGCUGCGCGGUCCCUCGCCGCAGCUUCGAGCCAGCAUCCUUCGACGGUUGAUCUCGUUCUCGAGAAACUGAGGCUGUCGUAUAUCGAGUUUGCGAAGCCGCGUCUUCCCCAGCUCGACGAAUUCGGAAUGCCGAAGAAGAUGGACUUGUCUGAUCCGUGGGAGGCACGACAUGGAAUCGCCCUGGCCUUUAAGGAGCUCUCUGAGCAGCUCACAAAACCUCAACUGGAUGCUUUCUUCAACCUGCUUGUUGAACAAGGGCCGCUGGGCGACAAGAAUGCCACAGUGCGGGCACAGAUGCUGGACGCCGCAAACACGGCCAUUGAGAUCCAUGGGAAAGCUAUGCUGGACAAGCUGAUGAAGACCUUUGAGCGGACUCUCGAGGCCCCCGAUAAGGCCUCCGAGGCUGCUGAUCGCGUAAACGAGGCCGUCAUUAUUAUGUAUGGUGCACUGGCCCGGCAUCUCAAGCCCGGCGAUGCCAAGAUACCGGUUGUCAUCGAAAGACUGCUGGCGACACUCAGCACCCCUUCUGAAUCCGUCCAGUAUGCAAUUGCAGAAUGUUUGCCUCCGUUAGUUCGGACUUGCGGAGACAAGUCGUCCAAGUACUUUGAUCAGAUCCUAGACACACUUCUGUCAUCCAAGGCCUAUGCCGUUCAGCGAGGAGCCGCAUACGGUCUGGCUGGGCUUAUUCUCGGACGAGGCAUUAGUGUGUUGAGGGAGUACCGCAUUACGACCACUCUGAAGGGAGCACUCGACAGGAAAGAGACUAACCAGCGAGAAGCAGCUAUGAUUGCGUUUGAGCUUCUCUCGACAAUUCUUGGCAGAAUCUUCGAGCCUUAUGUGAUCCAGAUCGUGCCGCAAUUGCUUGCCGGGUUCGGCGACAGCAACGCGAACGUGCGCGACGCCGCACUGGCGGCGGCCAAGGCAUGCUUCGCCAAGCUGAGCUCGUUCGGUGUCAAGCAGAUCUUGCCGACUCUUCUUGACGGUCUCGACGAAGACCAGUGGAGAAGCAAGAAAGGAGCAUGUGAUCUUCUCGGCGCCAUGGCCUAUCUAGACCCCGAGCAGCUAGCGCAAAGCCUGCCAGAGAUUAUCCCGCCCCUAACCGCAGUCUUGAACGACAGUCACAAGGAGGUUCGGUCGGCAGCCAACAAGAGCUUGAAGAGAUUUGGUGAAGUCAUCAACAACCCUGAGAUUCACAGUCUCGUCGAUGUUCUCCUCAAGGCCCUCAGUGAUCCAACCAAAUACACCGACACGGCUUUGGAUGCCCUCAUCAAGGUCCAGUUUGUGCAUUAUCUGGACGCGCCUUCUUUGGCUCUUGUCAGCCGCAUUCUACAGCGUGGCUUGAGCGACCGGUCGAACACGAAGCGCAAGGCUGCACAGGUCAUUGGCAGUCUGGCUCAUCUCACGGAGCGCAAGGAUCUGGUGUCGCAUCUGCCUGUACUUGUUGCAGGACUCAAGGUUGCUAUUGUUGAUCCGGUACCAACAACUCGCGCGACCGCGUCACGGGCACUCGGCUCGCUUGUCGAGAAGCUGGGCGAGGAUGCGCUGCCAGACCUGAUCCCAGGCCUCAUGCAGACCCUCAAGUCCGAAACCGGUGCUGGCGACAGACUUGGUUCGGCCCAGGCACUCAGCGAGGUCCUUGCUGGCUUGGGAACUUCCAGACUGGAGGAGACUCUUCCCACCAUCCUCCAGAAUGUCGAGUCGUCGAAACCCUCGGUCCGCGAGGGCUUUAUGUCGCUCUUCAUUUUCUUGCCCGUCUGCUUUGGCAACAGCUUUGCCAACUACCUUGCCAAGAUUAUUCCUCCCAUUCUAUCGGGCCUUGCGGAUGACGUCGAAUCUAUCAGAGAGACAGCGUUGCGCGCCGGUCGGCUCUUGGUCAAGAAUUUUGCCGUCCGAGCGGUCGAUCUUCUGCUCCCAGAACUCGAGCGUGGCUUGGCUGAUGACAGCUACCGCAUCCGUCUUAGCUCUGUCGAGUUGGUUGGCGACCUACUCUUCAAUCUUACAGGCAUCAAGGCGACCGAUGACGAGGAAGAGGAGGAAGACAACAGCAAGGAGGCUGGCAUUUCGCUUCGCGAAAUCCUUGGCGAGGAGAAGCGCAACAAGAUUCUCUCAGCCCUCUAUGUCUGCCGCUGCGACACUUCCAGCGCUGUCCGAGCCGCUGCCGUUAAUGUGUGGAAAGCCCUUGUCCACAGCCCACGCAUUCUCAAAGAGCUUGUUCCAACCCUCACCCAGCUUCUUAUUCGCCGUCUUGGCAGCACGAGCAUGGAGCACAAGGUUAUUGCGAGCAAUGCUUUGGGAGAGCUGAUCAGAAAGGCAGGAGAUGGUGUGCUGUCCACUCUACUCCCCACGCUCGAGGAAGGUCUCCAAACUUCCACGGAUGCGGAUGCCAAGCAGGGUAUCUGCCUCGCUCUGAAGGAGCUUAUCUCGUCUGCUUCGCCUGAAGCUCUCGAGGACCACGAGAAGACACUCAUCUCCGUCGUACGGACUGCUCUCACGGAUUCGGACGAGGACGUACGUGAAGCCGCGGCGGAAGCUUUCGAUUCGCUGCAGCAGAUUCUCGGCAAGCGUGCUGUGGAUCAAGUGCUUCCGUUCCUGCUCAGCCUGCUUCGUGGUGAGGACCAGGCCGACAAUGCUCUCGCGGCUCUCCUGACUCUACUUACGGACACAACGCGGUCCAACAUCAUCCUUCCUAAUCUCAUUCCCACCCUCAUUGCGCCGCCCAUCUCUGCCUUCAAUGCCAAGGCCCUGGCUUCGCUUUCCAAGGUGGCUGGUGCGGCUAUGAACCGCCGGCUACCUAGUAUCAUCAAUUCGCUCAUGGACAACAUCGUCAACUGCACAGAAGACGAUCUGCGUGAUGAUCUUGAUGCUUCCUUUGACACCGUUGUCCUGUCCAUCGACGAGUACGAUGGUCUUAAUGUGGUCAUGAACGUCAUGUUGCAGCUCAUGAAGCACGAAGAUCAUCGCAAGAGAACCGCAACUGGGAACCAUCUCGCUACCUUCUUCGCCAAAUCUGAUUCCGACUACUCCCGGUACAAUCAGGACAUUGUUCGCUCUCUGCUGAUAUCGUUCGAUGAUAGAGAUAUAGAGGUAGUCAAGGCAGCGUGGAGUGCGCUCAGCGAAUUCACAAAGAGGCUCAAGAAGGAGGAGAUGGAGUCGCUCGUCCAGUCUACCCGACAAACAUUGCUUCUUGUGGGCGUUGCUGGCCACAACUUGGCUGGCUUCGAGCUACCCAAGGGCAUCAGCUGCAUUCUUCCGAUCUUCCUGCAGGGUCUUAUGAACGGUACAGCGGACCAGAGGGUCUCUGCCGCUCUAGCGAUAUCAGACAUUGUCGACAGGACCAGCGAAGCCUCCCUGAAGCCGUUUGUCACCCAGAUUACUGGCCCACUCAUCCGUGUCGUCUCGGAACGCUCUACGGACGUCAAGUCGGCUAUCUUGAUCACACUCAACAACCUCCUUGAGAAGAUGCCGACGGCCCUCAAGCCCUUCUUGCCUCAGCUGCAGCGAACGUUUGCCAAGUCGUUGGCUGAUACAUCGAGCGAUGUUCUGCGCAGCCGCGCAGCCAAAGCUCUUGGCACGCUUAUCAAGUUCACUCCGCGUGUCGAUCCUCUCAUUGCCGAACUGGUGACUGGUUCUAAGACAACCGAUCAAGGUGUCAGGACAGCCAUGCUCAAGGCUCUCUACGAGGUCAUCAGCAAGGCAGGAGCCAACAUGGGCGAGGCAUCUCGUGCUGCAGUACUAAGCCUUAUCGAUGUGGAGACUGAUGAGCGCGACUUGACUCUGACCAUUACAUAUGCGAAGCUCUUUGGGGCUCUGGUCAAGAAUGUCUCGGAGGACGUGGCUACUGGUCUGAUAAAGAACAGGGUCAUGACAAGAGACUUCAGCAGCACAAGCGUGCUUUCGUUGAACGCCGUGCUUCUUGAGAGCCCUGGGACCAUUUUGGAUUCCCCGCUGCUUGACGACUUGCCCGAGCUGCUCUGCCAAGGAAUGGGAAGCAAGACCCCGUUUAUUGCCGACAACUUCAUCCUCGCAGCAGGCAAGUACUUGCUCAGCGAAGCACAGAAGGGGUUUGAAACGACCAAGGCCAUCUUUUCAACGCUGUCGGCCAUCAUCCCUCCUGGCAGUCCUACCGACUCGCGCCGGCUGGCGCUUGUGUUGGUGCGCACGCUGGCUCGCACCCACACGGAAAUGGCGCGUCCGCAUUUGGGACUACUUGCCCCUCCUGUGUUUGCAUCUGUACGAGACAUGGUAAUUCCGGUCAAACUGGCGGCCGAGGCAGCUUUCGUGCAACUGUUCGCAGUGGCAGACGAAGAGAGCAAGGUGUUUGACAAGUGGAUUGGCGCGACGGACCUGCCGCCCAACACAAAGCGCAGCAUGCAGGACUACUUCAAGCGCGUGGCGCUGAGGCUCGGGUCCCAGGUUCGCGAGCGGAGGGAAGCAGAGGGCGGCGCGGGCGGUCUGGGCUUGUCCAACGACGAGGCCGAGGACGAAAAGGAAAUCAUGUCUGUGGGCAAGGUAGAUGUCGGGUCUCUGUUUGAGGACGAGUGAGGGAACAAACGUGCCAAGGUUCCAGAGUAUGGCUAGUAUAAAAAGGCUGUGUGUGAAUAAAAUCUUGUUGCAUGUCAAGAAUGCCGUUGCUUGUCGUGGCCAGUCUCCAAUGCCUACGCAUAUGUGGCUGCUGGCAUUGCGCUAUUCUGCAUCCCGAGAACAUCCCAUCAAAAAGAUAUAUGAUGGAGAGAGCUCAAAUAGGGCAAACACAGAUACUCUCUUUUCCCUGCUCGGAUAUCCGUAUACACGUGGCUACCGUCUGGCCCAAAUGUUAUGCUAAAAUUGUUGCGAAAGCCAGACCAAGAAGUCCUGAGACUGAUCUUUCAACGUUGAUGAAUUGAAAGCCCAGCGUCAAAGCUUUGUGCACUGUGCAAUUAUUCAAUGGUUGCGUGCGUCCCUAGCUCCUUUGCGCUCAUCGAUCCUGCCUUGCCCCACCGCUUCUGGCACAAUGGAGGACCGAGCACGUGACUGCUCGUUAGCCCU
Messenger RNA from Lasiosphaeria miniovina, 8704 nucleotides. Its product is annotated as armadillo-type protein. The coding region runs from base 191 to 8221 and encodes 2676 amino acids. Gene Ontology annotation, molecular function: protein kinase regulator activity. Gene Ontology annotation, biological process: regulation of translation; cellular response to amino acid starvation. Lineage: Eukaryota; Fungi; Ascomycota; Sordariomycetes; Sordariales; Lasiosphaeriaceae. The record is from RefSeq and is a predicted model, not a curated record. Gene Ontology annotation, cellular component: cytosol. The transcript has 4 exons.